Messenger RNA from Kwoniella shivajii, 846 nucleotides. RefSeq lists its product as uncharacterized. Lineage: Eukaryota; Fungi; Basidiomycota; Tremellomycetes; Tremellales; Cryptococcaceae. The coding region runs from base 1 to 846 and encodes 281 amino acids. Gene Ontology annotation, biological process: protein neddylation. Gene Ontology annotation, cellular component: ubiquitin ligase complex. The transcript is spliced from 9 exons. Gene Ontology annotation, molecular function: ubiquitin-like protein binding; cullin family protein binding; ubiquitin conjugating enzyme binding. The record is from RefSeq and is a predicted model, not a curated record.
AUGCCAUUACCAGGAAGUAAAUCUAGAGAAGCUUCUAUCAUAGCGGAUUUCAAGUCGAUCAGUGGUGCUUCUGAAAAAGAUGCAAGCAGAUUCGUGAAGAAAUACAAAACUCUUGAAGCUUCUCUCGAUGCAUACUUCAAUGAUCCAUCUUCGAUAAAUGGAGGUACGUCGACUCCUAGUAAAGGUCAGGAAAAGAAAUUAGGUGAGAUUUGGGAGAAAUAUAAAGAUCCAUCCGAUUCGAAGUUGGUUAAGAUCGAUGGUACAUUGGCUAUUUGUGAAGAGAUCGGAGUGGAUCCUUCAAGCGAUUCCGUACUUUUCUGCUUGGCAGCAGAUUUAGGAUCGAAAGUUACUGGUGAAUGGGAGAAGGAACCUUUCGUCAAGGGAAUAGCAUCAUAUCCUGGCAAUAUCGAUUCCCUGUCAUCACUUAGAGGGUAUCUGCCCAAUCUUCGGAAAAAAUUGAAUUCCGAUCCAGAAUACUUCAAGAAAGUUUAUAUGCACACCUUCACUUUGGCAAAAGGACAAGAUUUCGGUGCCAGGACUUUACAACUUGAUACUGCUCUCGAUCUGUGGUCUCUCUUCAUACCUCCGGCACUGUCCUCAUCACCUUCGGCCCUGUCUCGAACAAGCGACAAUACACCUCCCCAAUUCACUGAAACCGAAUUUGCAUUAUGGCUCGAAUUCAUGAAGAAAAAGGGUAAAGCAGUCAGCAAAGAUACUUGGAGUUUAUUGGUUGAUUUUAUUCGAAGCAUUGAUAAGGAGUUCAAAGAAUAUGAUGACGAAGGAGCUUGGCCGUCUACGAUAGACGACUAUGUAGAUUACGUACGUACUAAUCGAUCCUCUAAUUAA